GAAUAUGCUCUGACACUGCAGACGUUCUUGCCCGGCUAUGUUGACUUUCCUGAAGAGAAGUUCACAUUCAAUGCUACAGUCGAAAUGAAGCUCAAUGUCACUGAAUCAGUAGACAGAAUCGUACUGAACGUGAGGAAUAUCACAUUCUUUGACAAGGAUUGUGAACUGAAGCUAGAGGAGAGGGUCAUGAUAAAGGCGAUACCUCUUCUGCAAAAAUUUUUUUUUAAUGAAUUUUGUGCGUAUUCAAAAAAAAGAAGAAGCAAAGAAGCAGCUCCUGACACUUGGACAUAA
Cylicostephanus goldi is the source of this 291-nucleotide messenger RNA. The record is from the annotation of a GenBank genome assembly. Lineage: Eukaryota; Metazoa; Nematoda; Chromadorea; Rhabditida; Strongylidae.